Messenger RNA from Aspergillus versicolor CBS 583.65, 449 nucleotides. RefSeq lists its product as uncharacterized. Lineage: Eukaryota; Fungi; Ascomycota; Eurotiomycetes; Eurotiales; Aspergillaceae. The transcript has 2 exons. The record is from RefSeq and is a predicted model, not a curated record. Bases 1 to 219 code for a protein of 72 amino acids.
AUGGCUACUAUCCAACUUGCCCGCCCGACAAUCCGCCAUUUCUCAGUCCACCGCUCUCAGGCAAGCACUCGCACAUCGCGCUUUGUAGCCACAUCAUGUCUCGUCUCUGCCGUCGUGCUUCCCUUCGUCCCUCCGGCCCUUGAGAGCUCGCGCGAGAGGAACCUAGGCUAUCCCAACCACAGCAAACCGCUCCCUCCCCUUUGUUUCCAUGCUCGUUGAUGUCAUACAACAACUUUGUCCGAAUCGUCGAUCGGGUACCUCAACCACGCUUUCCAACCGAUCCUAAUAACAAAUAACUACGAUCUUUAUAUUACUUCCUGUUUUACGACGACUGUCUUGGGUUUUCCAUAGGGCGUUCGGGUGCAACAUAUCCAUUGUGACGAUUUGCGCUUUGAGCUGGGCGACAUGCGUCUUCGUCAAUCAGAAUCGGUGUUCGGCGUGACUGGUUA